CUGCUGAAGCUGGCUUUGGCAAAAGCCUGUUCCAAAGAUUGAGUAUACUUGGUCAUCACAGGCACCUCCUUGAUACGCAAUACCGGAUGCAUCCAAACAUAAGCAAUUUUCCCAAUGCCAAAUUUUAUCAGAACCGACUCAUUGAUUCACAACUUGUCAAGAGUGAAACUUAUGAAAAGUGUUAUAUACCCAGUCCUUUGUAUGGUUCCUAUUCUUUUAUGAAUAUUUCUUGCGGGAAAGAGGUUCUUUCUGAAAGUCACAGCUGGAAAAACAUGGAAGAGGUAGCUGUCUUGCUGAAAAUUCUGCAGUUGCUCUACAAAGCAUGUGAUGCAGCAAAACUGAAGGUUACCAUUGGAGUAAUCUCCCCAUACUCUGCUCAAGUGUCAGAGAUCCGACGGGAAAUUGGACAAAAGUAUGACAAUCAUGAAGACUUUCAGGUGCAUAUUAGGUCCAUUGAUGGGUUUCAAGGUGCGGAAGAAGACAUAAUAAUCAUCUCAACAGUAAGAUCCAAUCAAGAUGGAUCAAUUGGGUUCGCCUUCAGUCCUCAACGAAUUAAUGUUGCCCUGACAAGAGCGAGACACUGUCUGUGGAUUUUGGGGAAUGAGAAAACGCUGUCUAAUAGUGACUCUAUCUGGGAAGAACUCAUCCUUAAUGCUAAAGAUCGUCAGUGUUUCUUCAAUGCCGAUGAAGACAGGGAUUUGCAGACUGUUAUAAUGGAAGCGAAGAAAAAUAAAGAUAAACUUGAUGAUACACUUAAUUUGGAUAGUGCAUUUAUGAGCAGGGGCGGGUCAAGAAAAACCACAUGGAAGCCUCUUGAUGAAUUAAAGGGAAUCCAUGUGCCAACAACAAAGCUUAAAGAGCCUCAUUAUUUUCACAACGACGAUCAUUUUCGACGAAUAAGAGGUUGUGAUGGAAGAAAAUUGUACCCUCUAAAUGAUUAUGAUAUGGGCCAUCCUCCUGAAUACCAUAAAAUGGGUGAAAUUGACAGAUAUAGGCUUAAUGAAAUGCGUUAUGACUCCAAUGAGCACCUGGAAGGGCCUUACCGCUGGGAGGAGCAUGAACUUUCAUCUGACAGAAAUUCUAAUGACUCGCGUGAUUAUAACUCUUAUGAGAGCCUGGAAGGGUAUUAUGGCUGGGAGCAGCAUGAAGUUUCUUCUGGUAGUAUGUACGAUGACUCAAGUGAUUAUGACCCUACUGAAUGCCUGCAAGGAAAUCAUGGCUGGGAGAAUCACAGGGUUUCACCCAAGAGAAUGUGUAAUGAAUUGCGUGAUUAUGAUUGUAAUGAGCGCCUGAAAGGGCAUUAUGGCUGGGAAGAUCAGGGAUUUUCAUCUCAGACGAUGGGUAAUGACUCACGUGAUUAUGACUUUUAUGAAUGCCUGCAAGGACAUCGUGGCGGGAAGGAGCACAGAUUUCCAUCUGAGAAGAUGCUAGGGAAAACAGCUCAUGUGGAAAGGAGGCAAGACCGUGUAAAUGAUAGUGCUGAUCAUCUGUAUGAAUCAGACUUGAGGCAUCAUCUUAUAGAGAAAAGGUUGGGCAAGGACUUCAGCUCCAAUUAUAGUCAUGACAGCACCCAUGGCAACCAUAAUGAUUUUAAGUACUGGACUCCUCAAAGGGACUAUUUGCCUGCAGGUGGAAGUGCAAUUAGCUAUCGAUUUGGGAGAAAAACAGAAAAUCCACGACGAAAACUUAGAGCUUCACGUGAGCAGAUAUUAGGGGGAUCAACAUCUCUAGAAAGGAUUCAAUAUUCUAGAGCUCACAGUACUGAUCGCAGGCACUGGACUCCUAGAAAGGCCUCGUUUCUCUUAGAUGCACGUGAAAGCGUGUUAGGCAGUCAACUGCAGGGAACAAUAAUGGUUCCACGACUGGCAUCAUCUUAUAGUAAUACUGACAGAGGCAGUCAAGGGGGUGGAUGGUCUCCAGAACCACAAGGAAUGCUUGGAGAUGGAAAUAUAGUGUACAACGACCUUGAUUACGAGGGGAGAACUACAAGAGGUUUGCGCAUGAGAAGUGCUUCAAGACAGAUUAUGAAUGAGAAUAGUUCUAAAUCUGCUGUUCCCAAAAGUACUGCAAUACCCAAGAGAAGGAAGCGCGGGAGUUAUGAAGAGCAUGCCAGUGACCAAGCACUUCUUGGGAAAAGGAAACGUGCCAAACGGAAAGGAGUGCAACAGAAGGGCGAAGGGAGUACUUCUUUUGAAGGACCUAAGCCACUAAGUGAGAUUCUAAAGGGAAAAAGAAGUGGACGUGGCUUAUUAUGAGAAUGGCAUUACUCUAAGAACUAGUGAAGGCAAGAACUUUGAUCCUGGAGGUAUAUCGAAGGCCAAGCCAAAGACUCAGGUGACUAGAAAAAGAAAUAUAGGAGCCAUCUGGGGUCACUGUGUUGCUUUCUUAUUAAUGGACUGUCCUAUAUGAAGAUUUUGCUUGGCAGGUUGAAGUUCUAAAAGAAUGAAUGUGCCUAGAACUAUUUAUUAUUUCGUCUUUCUCUGUGAACUAUUAAAUU
Messenger RNA from Daucus carota subsp. sativus, 2497 nucleotides. RefSeq lists its product as uncharacterized. The record is from RefSeq and is a predicted model, not a curated record. The transcript is spliced from 4 exons. NCBI's taxonomy places the organism in Eukaryota, Viridiplantae, Streptophyta, Magnoliopsida, Apiales, Apiaceae. The coding region runs from base 87 to 2255 and encodes 722 amino acids.